AUGCACUGCGGAAUGGAGGUCGUGCUUCCUCGCGGAGAACUGAUGCGGACUGGUAUGGGCGCAAUGUCACAACCAAAGAAACCCGAUGAACCAGCUGUUCCAUUACAUGAGGAUCGUCCCAAUAAAUGCUGGCAACUAUUUCCCUGCGGCUUUAGGCCAUCUAACGAUGGGCUAUUCUCUCAGAUUAGUUUGGGCAUAGUAACAAAAAUGGGAUUAUGGCUCAUGCCAAACCCUGGAGGAUAUCAAUUCUAUCUCAUCACAUUCCCCAGAGAUGAGGAUCUUCAUCAAGCUACUCGUAAAUAUGCUCCCCUUUUAAUUCCCCAUAUUAUUUUAGAUGCUGCUGUCCUGGGAAUAAACGCGGACUACACAUCGACAAAAGGGCCCCUUGACAAUGAUGAGCUUGACGUGAUUGGCAAGCGCCUGAAUCUCGGCCGAUGGGACUUCUAUGGGGCUUUGUAUGGUCCUGAACCAACUCGGAAUGCUCUUCGAGGUAUCAUCAAAGGUGCUUUUUCGGUCACCAAGGGAGCAAAAUGCUACUUUCCGAAUGAUAUAAAGGAGAACUGUGUGUUAUAUACCAGAGACAAAAUAUUCCAAAGAAUCCCAACCUUCGAGGAGCUGAAGUGGGCUGACUGGGUUCCUAAUGGUGCUUAUUUAUUCUUCUCGCCUAUCAGCAAGUUUUCCGGUGAUGAUGCAAUACUUCAGUAUUUUGUUACAAAGAAGCGAGUCCGGGAAGCAGGGCUGGACUUCAUAGGAACUUUUACGGUUGGUAUACGAGAGAUAAGUAAGUAA
This is a messenger RNA of Penicillium vulpinum, 789 nucleotides long. RefSeq lists its product as uncharacterized. The transcript is spliced from 3 exons. Lineage: Eukaryota; Fungi; Ascomycota; Eurotiomycetes; Eurotiales; Aspergillaceae. Gene Ontology annotation, molecular function: flavin adenine dinucleotide binding; catalytic activity. The record is from RefSeq and is a predicted model, not a curated record. The coding region runs from base 1 to 789 and encodes 262 amino acids.